Molecule: messenger RNA, 2895 nt
Organism: Mytilus californianus (California mussel)
Lineage: Eukaryota; Metazoa; Mollusca; Bivalvia; Mytilida; Mytilidae
Exons: 3
Coding region: 93-761 (222 amino acids)
Source: RefSeq, a predicted model, not a curated record
AACAAAGAGGCCAGUACAGGGUGAAAGUUAUAAGUGCUGUUAUUAAUGCUGAUGAUGAAAAGGUCUCACUGAGAAGUAUUCAAUUGAUUUCUAUGCUACACAAUUUUAAGUUUACCGAUAAUGGAUUGCAAGUUUGGAGAGCUUAUGAUAUUGGUCAAGAAAAGUUGAUAUCAUGGAACAGCAUUAUUGAUAAGAAAAUUCCUGUGAUACAGAUUUUUGUUCAUCAUGAUUGGUCUUAUUCCCAGUUUGCUACAGUGGGUUCAGAAGUUGUUGACAGAGAAGAUGAUGAUGGUGAUAAUGAUGAGAAUGAUAAAGAUACACAAAAUGAUAAUUAUGAUAAAGAUACAACAACUACAGAGCCAGUUCUUAAGAAGAGACGGACAAUAGCAAAAAUCUUUACUUGUCCUGAAGAAGGAUGUACACGUUCUUUUCAACAUUCAUCCUCAUUAGAUUACCACAUCCUGUUGGGUUACUGUAAUAUAAAGGAAGAAAAACUUAGCCUUGCAGAUAGAACAAAGGUUUUAUAUGCUCAAAAAUUGGAAGAUGGGAAUUUAGGAGUGUCAUUUACAAAACAACCUGCCAACAACAACAACACUGCUACUGACAAACUAAACAAAGGAUGGGCAUUAAAAGUGAACAAACCAAAAACAAUUUUCACACAAGACCAAAAGGCUUACUUGCAUGAAAAAUUUAUGAUUGGGAAAACAACUGGAAGAAAAGAGGAUCCAUCAAAAGUAGUGAGGAGAUGCGAUAUGCCUUAAAAAAUGGAGAAAACAGGUUCUCUAGAUCUCAAUAUCUAACAUCACAACAAGUAUCUAGCUAUUUCUCAAGACUUGUGCAAAUAGAAAAGAAGAUAGAUGAAACAGAUUUAAUAGCUGCAACUGCAGACAGUUAAUGUUCGGUUUUGAAAAGGAACGUUUUGAAAGAAUGUUCUCUUUAAUUUUAGAAUAAGAUGAACAAGUUCAUAGUGAAAUAUCUGUGUUUUAUAAGUAUUUUUGGAAUACUUAUUUUUUUUAAUAUUUCUAUUAACUGUAAAUUCAGAAAGUAAUUAGUGUAUUUAUUAUUGCAUAUCCCUGACCAGUGAUCUCUUAUUAAUGCGAUUGAAUUUUUUUUUUGUGAAGGAAAAUCGCCACUGAAAAUGUCAAUGCGAAUUUAGGUUAUUGCAAACCUGAUUCUGACAUUUUAUACAUUUUUCGCAUUAAUAAAACAUCCCAAUAAUUUCUGAAUUGCCAGUAUAUCUUUUAUAACACCUAUGCAUCAAAUACACAACCUUGAUCAUGACAUACCCCUGGUAGGCUAACUACCUUGAUUUCUGGGCAGGGAAGUGGCACUGAAAGAUAAAAAAAAACUUAACCCCGAAAUUUAUAUAUUAUGUAUUUUGUGGGGAGACAUAUUGUUUUUGGCUUAUUCGUCUGUCCGUCACAAAGUUUCUCAGCGCAACUCCUCUUAAACUACUGAACCGAAUUUUAUGAUGAAACUUGGUAUGUAGCAAGGACACCAUAUGUAGUGCAUGUUAACAUAAAUAUUUGAUCUGCUAAUUUUUGUGGAAGUUAUGCCCCUUUGAACUUAGAAAUUUGUCAAAAAUAGUCUUAAACUAGUUUGUCAGCGCAACUCCUCUUAAACUACUGAACCGAAUAGGAAACUUGGUAUGUAGCAAGGAAAUCAUAUAUAGUUGUGCAUACUACCGGGAAUUUUGAUCCGCUAAUUUCUGUUGGAGUUAUGCCCCUUUGAACUUAGAAAUUUGCCAAAAAUCAUCAUUAAUUAGUUUGUCAGCACAACUCCUCUUAAACUACUGAACCGAAGUUGACGAAACUUGGUAUGUAGCAAGGACAUCAUAUGCAGUUGUGCAUACUACCGGGAAUUUUUUAUCACCCUUUUUUUGUAGGAGUUAUGCCCCUUUGACUGCAUCAGCAUAGCUAUUAUUUCUGCUCAGAUUAGUUUGCAGAACGGGGGGAGACAUAUGUUUUUAGACAAAGACAAACUUAAAUUCAGGUUAAUUUUACAUAAAUAUAUCUAUAUUUCCUUGAAAAUGCAAAAAUCAAGACCCAACUUUAUAUAUUAUUAUUAUUUGCAAAACUUUCAAAAAUGUAUACCCUUUCUUAUAUAAUUUUCCCAAAAAUGUAAACCAAAUUUUUUGGCACAUUCCCAUAUAGCAUUUUAUAGGACGUUUCAGGCAAGGUGAUGGCAAUAUGAUGCUGAAAAAAUUGUGAGGGAAUAUACAUUUUUUUUCUGAUAAGAUUCUGAAAUGUACACAACUCUUUUAUUUUAAUACCCCUCCACACGUAUUGGCGAGGUAUUAUGUGAUACCCUCCAAAUUUGUGUGUGUCCGUCCGUCUGGCUUGUCUGUCAGUCCCUGAUGAUUCCAGAUGAUAACUUGAGAACCAAUCAACUAAUGUUUUACAUACUUUACACAGUGUUUUAAUCCUAUAAACCACAGGUCAAGUUCAAUUUCAGCUAAAUCCAACAAAAGGUUUAUGAGUUAUGAUAUUUUCAAGUUUUUGCCAUCUGAUCCCCCCUUUUUUUGAGUUUCCAGAUGACAACUGGAAAUCAGAUAAACCUUUUAUUUAAAACUUUACACAGUGCUUCAGUACUACAAACAAAGGUCUAGCUCAAUUUUAAUCUAAAUCCAACAAAAAUUUUAUGAAUUAUGCUAUUUUCAAGUUUUUGCACCCCCCUUUUUUUUACGGUUUCUAGAUGAAAACUGGAAAAUUAUUUAACCUUUACAUAAUGUGGCGGAGUAUCUUUAUUUUUGUUGAUUGUUUAGUAAAAUAUUUUGCCAAGAGACAAUGUCAAGCAAUUUGAAAUGAACUACCAUUUCCAUGGAAAUAUGCAUAUUUUGCAAUUUUUUGUCAUUUUUUAGGAUUUAAGUACAUAAAGGUCUGGGAAUUUCCCACA